Salvia hispanica is the source of this 1429-nucleotide messenger RNA. Its product is annotated as esterase/lipase/thioesterase family protein. The record is from RefSeq and is a predicted model, not a curated record. NCBI's taxonomy places the organism in Eukaryota, Viridiplantae, Streptophyta, Magnoliopsida, Lamiales, Lamiaceae. Gene Ontology annotation, molecular function: monoacylglycerol lipase activity; short-chain carboxylesterase activity. Gene Ontology annotation, biological process: lipid metabolic process.
CCCCCAAUUGGAAGGCAGCCACACAUUCCUCUGCUGCCGACCAAUGGCCAGGGCCACCUUCGGCUUCGCCGUCCCUCUCCGCCACCUCACUCAUCUCCCCUUCGCCAAACCAUCUCAUUUCUCUACUCUCCGCGCUGCCACCACCGCCGCCGCCGGAAUGCCCGACAGCUCCAGCAAGCUCCACCCCUCUCUCGUAGUCGUAGGCGGAGGCGUCGACACAUUCACCCCCGCAUUCAAAGCCCCUCAUCUGCCCUACCUCCCAUACCCCUUGAUUACUUCCAAUCGACACGUCGAGACUAUAUUCGCCGCCUUUUUCCGCUCACUUCCCAGCGUCAGGUUCCGCCGCGAGUGCCUUCGCACUAGCGACGACGGCUCUGUUGCUCUCGAUUGGGUCUCCGGCGAUGACCGUAGCUUGCCUUCGGACUCUCCCGUUCUCAUUUUACUGCCAGGUCUCACUGGUGGUAGCCAGGACACAUAUGUGAGGCAUAUGCUAUUGCGAGCUAGGAGUGAAGGAUGGCGAGUGGUGGUAUUUAAUAGCAGAGGUUGUGGUAGCAGCCCUGUCACCACAGCUCAGUUCUAUUCAGCUUCAUUUCUAGGAGAUAUAUCCGAGGUAGUGGAGCAUGUUGGCAGCCGCUAUCCAAGAGCUAAUUUAUAUGCUGUUGGCUGGUCUCUUGGAGCUAAUAUUCUGGUUCGCUAUGUGGGCCAGGAAUCUUUCUCUUGCCCUCUUGCUGGUGCCGUGUCCUUAUGCAAUCCAUUUAAUUUAGUAAUUGCAGAUGAAGAUUUCCGUAAAGGAUUUAACAUCAUUUAUGACAAAGCUCUAGCAAAUUCACUCUGCAAAAUUUUCAGCAGGCAUGCACUCUUAUUUGAGGAUAUCGGAGGUGAAUUUAAUAUCCCAUUGGCUGCUAAUGCUAAAUCUGUUAGAGAAUUUGAUGAGGGACUGACUCGAGUAUCAUUUGGAUUUAAAUCUGUGGAUGACUACUACUCCAACUCAAGCAGUUCAGAUUCUAUAAAGAAUGUGACAAUACCUCUAUUAUGCAUCCAGGCUGAGAAUGAUCCAAUUGCACCAUCUCGAGGAAUUCCUCGUGAGGAUAUACAGAAUAAUCCCAACUGUAUGCUGAUAGUUACUCCGAAAGGUGGCCAUUUGGGUUGGGUGGCAGGUGCAGGAGCUCCAAGGGGAGCUCCGUGGACUGACGCCGUUGUUAUGGAUUUUCUUCAACACUUGGAUCAGGCAACUGCUGUAUCUUCGGCAAGUGUCAAUGAUUUCAAGCCAGAGAGACUUCAGCAGCUUGAGAGCAGCAACAGCCAACACUAGUACAAAGAAAGAUUGGGUGUAAGUCGUCAUGCAUAUGUAGGUUAUCAUAUGUCACCGAGAUCUUAAAUGAGAUAUCUAUGUCAUUUUUUAAUCAGGGAGUGAUCAAUUGCUGACUAA